ACUGGCUUGAUAGUUAGAAGUCAUGCCGAGUGCAUAAAGACAGUCUGCUUUCCAGCUGUCUCCAACGGAGCACAGUAGCAGUGAAAAUGCCUUACCUCAGGCAAAUAGACCGGUCUGCCACAGGGGCUUUCUGCCCCCAUGCCCCGUUCCUUGCGGCAGGGACGGUUGCAGGCGCGAUUGACAUUAGCUUCUCCACUUCCUCAGUCCUUGAGAUAUUCCCGCUAGACUUUGCAAGCAGCAGCGAAUACCUGGUGUCAUGUGGCAGUGUUGCAGCGCCGGAGCGGUUCAACAGGCUUGCCUGGGGCCAACACUUGUCGGAUCAGUCGUUCCCGCAGCUGGGCCUCUUGGCGGGUGGCCUGGCCGAUGGCUCUGUCUGCCUAUGGGACCCAACCGCCCUCAUCGAUCCCACGGCGAAGGAGCAGCACAGGGCGCCGCUCCUAGCCAAAAUGCAGAAACACACUGGCGCAGUUAAGGGGCUUGAGUUUAACGGUUUCAGUCCCAAUCUACUGGCGUCCGGUGCUGCCGACAGCGACCUGUGCAUUUGGGACCUGGCAAAGCCGUCAACACCAUCGUUGUAUCCGGCCCUUAAGGGAGGAGCGGGAGCCCCGGGCUCAGCGGUCGGCGGCGAAAUCACGUAUUUGGCAUGGAACAAAAAGGUGCAGCACAUUCUCGCAUCCUGCAGCACCAACGGCACCACGGUGGUGUGGGACCUGAAGCGUCAAAAGCCGGUGAUCAGCUUCAGGGAUCCCAACAGCCAACGCCGUGCCUCGGCCAUCCAGUGGAACCCGGACAUCGCCACGCAGCUCAUUGUUGCGUCGGACGAUGAUCGUUCGCCCACGCUGCAGAUGUGGGAUCUGAGGAACAGCGUGUCGCCGCUGAAAGAGUUUGUUGGGCACCACAAGGGUGUGCUUGGCAUGGCUUGGUCGCCCCAUGACUCGUCUCUGCUGCUAAGCAGCGGAAAGGACAACCGGACCAUCUGCUGGGACGUUCACAGCGGCGACAUUGUCUGCGAGCUCACCGGCUCCCACUGGAACUUUGACGUGCAGUGGAGCCCGACGAUUCCGGGCAUCUUCGCAACCUCCUCUUUUGACGGUAAGAUGGCAAUCUGCAACCUGGCGACCUGCACGGGCUCAAAGGUCACGGAGACGGUCAAUGCGGACUUCACCGUCACCAAGUCCGUGGUCGGGGAAGCUACGCCGCUCGGCAAGGCCCCAGCAUGGAUGCGGCGGCCCGUGGGAGCCACUUUUGGCUUUGGCGGCCGGUUGGUGUCCUUCACGCACAACCGCUCGCAGCACACGGACCCCGCCACGGGCGCGGUGCGCAUGCAGGACUCGGCGGUGCUGUCGGUGAAGCAGGUGGUGACAGAGCUGGACCUGGUGGCGCGCUCUGAGGGCUUCGAGGCGGCCAUCCAGGGCGGCAACCUGCAGACGCUGCGCGAGUACUGCAGCGGGAAGAGGGCCGCCCUAACGUCCAUGGAGGGCCAGCUGCCGCCUGAGGCGCAGCAGGAGGCGGAGACGUGGGCGUUCUUGUCGGUGUUGUUUGAGGGCGAGGACGCCCGGCGCGUGCUGCUGCAGACGCUGGGAUUCAAGGACUUGCCAGCGAGGGAGAACAGCACCACCAGCUUGCCGGGGGAGAACGGCGUCGACAGCGCGGCGGCGGCAUUGGAGCAGAUGAACCUCCAAAACGCCGACGGUGUGCCGCGUCUGGAGGUGCCGGGCGCAAGCGCGGGUGGCGCGGUGGCCGCCGCCAGCCCGCACCAGCUGCUGUCGCAGGACGACCCGGACUUUUUCGACAAGCUGGAGGACUCGGACGUGGUGCUGGGCGGCCCGGUGCCGGAGGAGCUGCCCGACCUGGGCGCGGUGCAGCCGCUGAAUGCGGGUGCCAUUGACGCCAUGGCUAAGGAGGCAGCCAAGGCAACGGGCGACGGUCACGGCCAUGCUCCUGGCCACGUUCCCGGCGGCGAGCUAGAGGCGGAGAUCGUGAAGGCGCUCACCGUGGGCUGCUACGCCACCGCGGUGGACCACUGCCUGGCAGUGCACCGGUACGCGGACGCGCUGCUGAUCGCCAACACGGCAGGGCGGGAGCUGUACCAGCGCACCAUGCACACGUACAUGCAGAGGUGCCCGCACCCCUACCAGGCGAUCAUUCGCGCCAACUUGGAGGGCGACUACAGCGCGCUCAUACGCACUCGCCCAGUGGCCCAGUGGCGUGAGACGCUGGCCAUGCUGGUCACCUACACGGACCGUGACAAGUUCCGUGGCCUGGCCGACGCGCUUGCCAACCGCCUGGCACAGGCCGGCAUGCACCACGAGGCCUCGCUGUGCUGGGUGUGCGGAGGCCACACGGACCAAGCGGUGUCGUACUGGGCGCGCAACUGCGCGAGCUCCUCUGGCGUGGAGGUGCUGCAGAACGUGAUCGAGAAAGCGGUUGUUAUGGGCAUGGCGCCGGGCGUGUCAACCACCUCCUCCUCUCCGGACGGCGUCAACAAGGCCUCCCAGAGCCUGUCCGAGCUGGUCACCGCGUACGCCUCGCUGCUGGCGUCCAACGGCCGCAUGGCCACCGCCCUCGACUACCUGGAGCAUGUGCCCGGGGAGGCUUCCACCACCGUAGCUGUGCUCAAGGACCGCAUCUACCGCAGCGGCGUGGCUCAGCUUCCCGCUGGCGUCCACCCUCCGCCAUUCCCGUUUGUGCGCGAAGAGCUGGUACCCGCUGCGCAGCCAGCUGCCGAGAAAGCGACUACGGCAUCGUACGACGCCACCGCUGCCGGCAGCGCCUACGGCCAGUAUGGGGCCGGCUACGCCCCCGCUGCCGCCGCGGCGAACCAGUACAACAUGUACGGGCAGCAGGCCCAGCAGCCGCAACAGCAGGCGCAGCCGCAGCAGUCCGCGUACAGUGCGCAGUAUAGCGCACAGCCGCAGCAGGCAGCAUACAACGCUAGCGCGUACGGCCAGGUUCAAGCUGCUCAGUAUGGUUCAGCGGCCGCUGGGCAGUACGCUGCGGCUCCUGCGCCCCAGGCGGCGACGCCGACGGCUCAAUAUGGCCAGCAGUCUGCGUAUGCCGCUCAGCCAGCGGUUCAGCCACAAUACGGCCAGUACCAGUACCAGCAGCCGCAAGCUGCCUACCAGCCUUCGGCUGCGCCGCAGCAGGCACCACAAGCUCCUGUUUACAGCACGGCUACAGCGGCGUCAGCAUACCAGCAACCUCGGGCUGCCCAGCCGGUCGCUCCGGCGCCCACAGCGUUUACACCCACCUCCGUUGCUCCACCGGUUGUCCCGCAACCGCAGGCGCAACCGCUGCCGCCGCCUCAGGCCCCGGCAGCGCAGCCGCAGCCGGCGUACCCAGCUGCAGCUGCACCCACGCCGUUCGUUCCCGCGCCUGCGCAACAACCCGUGGCCCCAACGAACACGGCGGCUGCAGCGGCGCCCCAGCCAAGCUUCUUUGUGCCAAGCAGCAGCGGUGCCGCACCGGUGCCCAGCAUCGGUAGCGGCAGUUAUGGCGGCGCGCCGCCGCCAUCGGCAGUCCAGAGUGUGCCGUCUGGCGGAAUGAUGGCGGCACCCGUGACUCAAAAGCCUGCUGCGCCGGCGCCGCCACCGGGCCCGCCGGCCAACAUCUCUGUCGCCACGGCGGACACGAGCGCAGUGCCCGCGGAGCUCCAAUCCGUGGUCGCAUCGCUCAAGAACCUUUACAACACGUGUUUGCCGCUAGCAAACAACCCAGCCAAGAAGCGGGAGAUGGACGACAACACCAAGAAGCUCGGCCAGCUGUUCUGGAAGCUGAACAGCGGGGAGGUCAGCGCGGGUGUGGUGCCCAAGCUGCAGCAGCUCUGCGCUGCCAUCGACGCCGGCGACUGGCACACCGCCAACCACAUCCAGGUCCAAAUGACCACCACCGACUGGGACGAGUGCGGCUUCUGGCUCAGCGCAGUCAAGCGCAUGAUUAAGCUGCGGCAGACGUCCUAGAGGCUCGUUGCAGGCGUCGUAGGUGCAUGCGUCUCUGCGUUUUCGUUUUCAGCAUGUUGAGGUUAGCCUUGGCUUUUGGUGUUUGUGAUCCAACACACCUGCCUGGCGCGUUAGUUCGGUACAUUUGUCUUUCUGCCAGCGCUUACUAUCAUAACGGUGUUUGGGGGCCUUCCAUUUGUAUGACAGUAAAGAGUCCAUUGUUGAUUGCGCAUGGAUGGCUGACGGCGUGUAUUAUGCAGGUUUUGUGGAGAUCGGU
Molecule: messenger RNA, 4215 nt
Organism: Astrephomene gubernaculifera
Lineage: Eukaryota; Viridiplantae; Chlorophyta; Chlorophyceae; Chlamydomonadales; Astrephomenaceae
Source: the annotation of a GenBank genome assembly